This is a messenger RNA of Mycetomoellerius zeteki, 880 nucleotides long. RefSeq lists its product as uncharacterized. Lineage: Eukaryota; Metazoa; Arthropoda; Insecta; Hymenoptera; Formicidae. The coding region runs from base 32 to 880 and encodes 282 amino acids. The record is from RefSeq and is a predicted model, not a curated record. The transcript has 4 exons.
CGAUCACGAAGAAUUUUUUCAAUUUACACGAAUGUCUGUACAACAAUUUAAUUAUUUACAUCAUCUUUUGGAGUCAAAAUUACGAAAGAGGAGUCGCAGAGAACCUUUACCAUCAGAAAUUCGUCUUGCUGUUACAUUAAGUUUCGUUGCUCAUGGUGAUAGUAUUGCUACUACUUCACGACUUUUUCGUAUUGGGAAAUCAACCCUAUACAGUAUUAUUCCUGAAGUGUGUAAAGCUAUAUGGGAAACUUUACAACCGAUAUAUCUCCGAUGUCCACAGCAAGAAGAUGAAUGGCUGAAAAUUGCAGAUGAAUUUAAUAACAUCUGGAAUUUUCCAAACUGCAUAGGCGCAAUUGAUGGCAAACAUUGUCGUAUUCAAGCUCCGGCUAAUUCUGGUAGCGAAUUUUAUAAUUAUAAAAGCUACUUCAACUUUGUAUUAAUGGCCAUUGCUGAUGCACGCUAUCGUUUUAUUUGGGUAGAUAUUGGAAAUUAUGGUUCUCUCAAUGAUGCGGGAAUUUGGUCCCAUACCACUAUGUGUCAAGCUUUGGAGAAUAAUACAGUAUCUGUUCCACAAGCUCGCUGUUUAGAUAAUACUAAUAUUACAAUACCAUUUUCUCUUAUUGGCGAUGAAGGUUUUCCACUUAAAAGUUACUUGAUGCGACCAUUUGCUAAAAAAAAUUUGCUGGAUAAAAAAGGUCCUAAUGGUGAAGUAAUAGCAGGAAAUUGGAGAAAUUCAGUAAGAGAAAAUAGUUUUGUUGCUUCUUUGGGACGAGUUGGAGCAAACAUAGGUGCAUCUGCUGCUAUAAAACAGCGUGAAAUUUUAUCUCGUUAUUUUGUUUCGGACGAAGGAAGCAUACCUUGGCAAUGGCAAUGUAUUUAA